Molecule: messenger RNA, 1881 nt
Organism: Guillardia theta CCMP2712
Lineage: Eukaryota; Cryptophyceae; Pyrenomonadales; Geminigeraceae
Exons: 1
Coding region: 1-1881 (626 amino acids)
Source: RefSeq, a predicted model, not a curated record
AUGGCGACAAGCAGGCAUCGCCGAUACGAGAGGAGGGAAGAAGAGCACCAUGGUGUGAAGGACAUGUGCUCCUCUGGUGGUUUCCUCUCAGUCAUGCCCUGUGCCCUCGUCUUGUUCUUGUCAAGCCUUGCGACUGCCGGCGCGUCCGCUCACUCCCCGCUCGCCAUCGCUGAUGGCUUGAACCUGCUCGGAGCUGACGGCUUGAGUCUGCUGGGAGGUAACGAUCCUGAUCUGAAGAAGUUACAAACGGACAUGGUCAAGAACGUGUUCAAGCAGUUGGAAACGCGCGAGGACAGCGUAGAAGAGAAGGUGGAAAAGGCAUGGAGAGUGAUAGCUCGCAGAGGAAACUGUGAGCUAAGUGACCUUUACGACAGUCUCUUCCUUGAGAGCAAUCCUGUCACCCGUGUUUAUAUCGAUGCUCAUGGUGGAAUAGGGCUGCAGGAUGCCAGCAAAAUUAUGUUUGCCAGUCAUAUCAGCAGAAGAGAUGGCGGUGAAUUCGUCCUAGUCUGCAAUGUCGGGGAUUCAUCAGAGAAAGGUGCGAAACGCGAGAAGUUAAACAGGAUCACUGCGGCUUGCUCGCGGCUGAACUGCCCGCCAGAUCGUGUGUGCGACAUGGACGACUUCCAUGAGGUCUGUGUGAAGUUGUGUGAAUCUGCGGUGGAACAGGGGAUCGCAUACCUCGAAUGCACCGACCGAGCGUGCCAGGAGUCUGAUGCAGGCAGUCGCUUCCAGCGUUUCGUGAGCGAGAGAUCGAGCUGUUGUCAGGCGCUCAGGUUUCGGAGCACCGAUGGGGAAUGUUCGGACCCCAAGGUGUUGAUGAAACAGGGCGGGAGGAGUUGGGGAUCGGUAGUCGAGGCGAUGCCUCUGCUUGCGCUGUCGGCGAUUGACCUGAUGAUGGGAACUUUUCGUGUUCUCUGCUCAGAUCGUGAAGCUUCCUUUGAUGUUGUCUAUCAGCAACUGAUGAGCGUCGUGAGGGGGUUGAAUGGUACCCAAGCACAGGAGAACCAAACCAGGGCCGAUUGUUCGAGCAAACCAAUCUUCUUUCCAGUGCUGCCCUUUGUGUAUCGAUCCAAAUAUUCGUCAGCAAGUCUUUCUUUUGACGUCUUCGAACUUUUGGAUCGUGGGAUGUGCGCUGAGGGUUUCAAGUGUUUCGCAUCGCAUAUGUAUCUGAAAGCUGACACGUCACAUUCCCAGUUGCUGUUCGACGAGAGCGAUUUGUGGAAACCAAACUUUGAUUAUCUCACAAAGAGGAUCCCAAAGCUGAGAGCAAUCCGGCAGGAAGCGCAUGGGGUUGUGAUAGUGAGGAACUAUGAUGAGGUCAUCCCUUACUCCCUUCCGUUGUCUGAACCUGUUCCUCUUACCUCGAUGAACGAGACGGGAGGGACGAAGCAGCUCGUGCGACCCCGGAUGAUGUGGAUGAACGAGUUCGACAUAGAGUCCAUGAAAGAAGAAGAUUAUGUCUAUCUCAAGGACUGGGGUGUUUUUAAAGUUGUUCGGAUGGAUUACGACGACGAGUCGCAAGUCAGAGCCCUGAUGGAUUUCUCGUUUGAGGAAUACUUAGAUCAUGAAUUGAAAGAUUUCUUGUGGGUACGAGGCUGCCCACAAGACUCAGCGAAUGGCGACGACCAGCUGGUCGAGUUGGAUUUUAUUUUUCGGAGAAUGCGCAGAUCAAGUGCGAGUAAGACGGAGGAGGAGGAGACGCGCAUGAGAGGAUGGGGUGAAAGUGAGUUCAAGCGUUUGGAGGUGGGGACGUUCGUGUUCAUCGAGGGAAUGGGUUUGUUCUUUGUAUCGUCCAAGUCCAAGCAAAUGGACAACUCGAUCUCGCAAGAACUGAUCGAGUUGGCUUCUGUUCCGUCAGGGAAGGCAAUUUCUGUCCGUUGA